Molecule: messenger RNA, 6731 nt
Organism: Rubroshorea leprosula
Lineage: Eukaryota; Viridiplantae; Streptophyta; Magnoliopsida; Malvales; Dipterocarpaceae
Source: the annotation of a GenBank genome assembly
ACAAGUUUCUCACUCUCCUGUGAGUAUUUCAACCUUCCAGGUUUACAUGCAGCUGGAGGGAUGGCAAAUGAUAGUCAGUCUAGUCGUAAAACUAAGACAACCCCAAGCUCUUCAACUUCAAGUGCACGGAAGUCUAAGCGUCUUGAGAAGAAAAAUCCAACAACCACUCUUUCAAGUGCUCGGAAGUCUAAGCGUCUUGAGAAGAAAAAUCCAACAACUACUCCGGUCAGGAAAUCUGAGAGAAUUGAGAAGCAAAAGAAUCCAAGUCCUUUGAGGAGGUCUACUAGGGGUAAAAUGCUUUCCUCAUCUGGUGCUUCUGGAUCAAAGAUGUCUUAUAAAAUCUCAGAUUUGUCAAAUAUGAAAAGGACAAUGGAGAAAAAGGAGAAAAAGGAAAAGUGCGUUAAACGGUUGACAUUCGAAACAAAACACGUUGACAAAAAUGAGAAUCCAAAUGAGGAACCUGUUAAGGUCAACGAGACAAGGAUGGAUGCUCGUCGUUAUAAGGAAUUGUUCAAGAAACUAAAAAAGAGGGUGAAUGUGCCUGAUUACUGUGAGGAACCAAACAAGAUUCUAUCAAACAGUAAUGGAGGAGACAGUGGUUCCAAUCAAGUUGAUGAUGGGAUUAAGUUGAUUGAAAGGCAAGAUAGAGAUCUUGUGGAAGAUUUUACUGCAAAAUCUGGUCGAAGAGCAUCAGAAUCUAAUGUGAACCAAUCUCCUAAGAAGACUUUGGAAGAUAGUGAUGGACAUGAGUCGUCUUCCACAAGCCUGAAACAUGGUCAUAGGGAAUCUUCUAAGAAGACUUUGGCAGAUAGUGUUAGACAUGAGUUGUCUACAACAAGCCUGAUGCAUGUUAAUUCAGUCGAAGAUUAUGUAUCCUUACAUAGAGACAGUUUGCAUGUUUUGGCAAAUGAAUUUGUGGCCAAGGAGACAAGUGAAGAUGAAGUGCUGGAGAAUAUCCAAACCCCAACCUCAGCAGAUUCUACAUUGAAUGAAAGGAUCCUUGAUUGUGAUAUCAGUUUGGAAACGGGCCACAUGCUUUCUAAGAGAAAAAGGGACACUGUAGACAUGGUUUCUGAUGCUCCCCUCAUGGUUGGAUGCAAAGAUAUGUGCACCUCUAUGGCUGAUUCAGUCACUCUGUUGCCAUCCAACUGCAAAGGCAAAGAUUUUGUUGAGAUGUGCCACGCAUGUUUUAAAAAACAAAGGAUGGGGCUUGACUCAUUGACGCAGGUGAAUUGCUCUUGUGAAACACAGUCAGACAACUUGUUUGACUCUCCUGCUAAGGAGACAUUGGCUAAGCAUGUAGCUAAUGAGUGCAAGUCAGAAUCCUCAAGGUUUAUAGAGUACUGGGUUCCUGUACAAAUAUCAAGUGUACAGCUUGAGCAGUAUUGUGCUACUCUACUUGAAAAUGCUUUAUCUCUUUGCUCGCCUUCAAGGAGUGACCCUGUUGGUGUUCUUCGUAAUACUCUUAUCUCUAUCCGAAAGUGCUGUGAUCAUCCUUAUCUUGUGGAUCAAUCACUUCAAAUGUUGCUCACUAAAGAUCUAAAAUUGGUUGAGUACUUGGAUGUUGGAAUAAAAGCUAGUGGCAAACUACAAAUUCUUGAGGCAAUGCUUUUGGAGACAAAGAAACAAGGUUUGAGAGCACUCAUUCUUUUCCAGAUUGGUGGUUCUGGAAGAGAUGCAAUUGGAGACAUUAUAGAUGACUUUCUGCGUCAAAGAUUUGGUCAAGAUUCUUAUGAACGUAUUGACUCUGGUUUAGUCCAUUCAAAGAAGCAAUCUGCUCUGAACAAGUUCAAUAAGGAGAAUGGUAGAUUUGUUUUUUUAUUAGAAACCCGUGCAUGUCUUCCCAGCAUCAAAUUGUCAUCAGUUGAUAUUGUUAUUAUGUUCAAUAGUGACUGGAACCCAAUGAAUGAUCUAAGAGCCCUGCAGAGGAUAACACUGGAUUCACAGUUUGAGCAGAUAAUGAUCUUUCGUUUGUAUUCAGCAUUUACUGUUGAAGAAAAGGUUUUGAUCCUUUCAAAACAAGAAAAGAUUCUUGAUAGCAUACAUAGCAUAAACCCUAGCACUAGUCAGACACUGCUUAUGUGGGGGGCUUCAUACCUCUUUAAUAAAUUGAAUGAGUUCCACGAUGGCAGUGCCCAAGCAUUUGAUACUACUAUAUUGUUUGAGCAAUCGCAUUUGGAAGAAGUGCUUCAAGAGUUCUUGAUCAUAGUGACUCAAAAUAGGGAAGACAGUGAUUUGAGCAAGUUGUCUCUAAUAUUGCAUGCAACACCUCAGGUAACUUACAGAACAGAUUUUCCAUUGUUUGGUGAGCAGAAAAUUCAAGUGAUAGAUGAAGAUCCACCUUUUAUGUUUUGGACAAAACUGUUGAAUGGAAAGUAUCCACAGUGGAAGUAUUCUUCCAAUUCAUCUCAAAGGAAUAGGAAAAGGGCAUCAGUGCAUCAUUUUGAUGAUUUUCAAGAGAAACCUGAAGCUGAGAGUGGUGAAGGUAUAAAGAAGCGCAAGAAAGUAGGCAAUGAGUUUGUUGAUUCCCCCUUUCUAAAAACUGGUUCUGAGGGGCAAAUGGUUGGUCAGAUGAAGGAAGGAAUCUCUGGAACUCCAGGGCCUAAUUUAUCUCAUUCUAUGGGUAGAUCAACUGCAUUGGUGAAUGAUAAAAGUCAGGGUUGCCAUACUUCUAACUCACAUCAUCUGGCAGCUAGUCACAUCGCAAAAAUACCAGGAGUUAACAUCGUUGAAUGUGAGAAACGAAGAAAACUGCGUGAUUCACAAAAGAGUCUUCAUGCUCUUUUGAAGCCAGAUAUAGCAAAGCUUUCUGAAGUUUUACAUCUGCCAGAAAAUGUUAGGGCCAUGGUUGAAAGUUUCCUUGAAUAUAUCAUGAAUAACCAUCAUGUCACUAGAGAACCGACAGCCAUAUUGCAGGCUUUUCAGAUAUCUCUGUGUUGGACUGCAGCUGCUUUGCUAAAGCACAAAAUCAAUCAUAAAGUUUCCCUUGAACUUGCACAACAGCAUCUCAAUUUUGGCUGCAAGAAAGAACAGGCAGACUAUGUUUAUUCAUUGUUGCAGUGUCUGAAGAAAAUGUUUCUGUACCACUCAGGGAAAUUAAAGGCCCCAAACCCUCCCAAAGCUUCAGAUCUGUCAACCAAAUGUAUUGGCAGUGAAGCCUGUAACCAGCAGGGAGUGAAAGACUUGAAGGUUUCUGAGUCCUCUGAGAAACAGGCCCUAAUUUCUCAGUCAGAAUUGGCCCUAGAAGUGCAGGAAGAUCUUCUAAAAAGUAUAGAAGAAAUUCAGAAAAAAUGUGAUAAACAGAUGAAAAAAAUUCUCCAGAGACAAAAGGAAGAAAUGGCAAAUUUUGAGAAAAAGUAUGAAGAAGAAAAGGUAGAACUUGAGAAUAAAAGGGAAAUGGAGGCAGCUGUUGUUCGUUUGCAUAGUACCAAAAUGACGAAAUCUGACAAGCUUAAGAAAUUGGAUGAUGAAUAUGCAAAAAAGAUUGAUGAGCUUGAAAGGCAGAGGGAUAUACACCUUAAAAGUCUUGAGGACAUGCAGGUAGCAACAAGGAACAAGGUUCGUCAGCGAAAGGAAUUGUGGGUGGAAUUAGUUAAAUCAUGGGCUCAGAAUGAAUUAGGAUUAGCUGGGUGCAAGACAGCCAUCUCUGCUGGCCAUGAUGUUGCUGUUGAAGGUAUGCCCAAUGGGGAGAUUGGACAGGACAUUCCUGCAAGUUUAAGAGAUAAUCUCGACAAUGCCCUUUCCGUGAGACAUUUGCCACAAGAUCAGAUUUGUGACAGAUCUAUGUUAAACAUGCCUGAUACAAAUAGGUUGCCUGAGGCUGUCAUUUCUGGUGGUGGUCCAGAGAAGGUUGACUCUGAAAAAAUGUCUUCAUCUAGAGAGCAAGUUCCUGAUGGAAGCACAUUACGCAGGGCCAGUGGAGAAGUUCCCUUGGGGGCAUCUGAGGUUGUUGGUGAAACUGAAGGUCAUAAAGACAUCCCCUUAGUAACUCCCUCAUUUUCUGGAGACCAGAAUCCUGAUGGAGCAACAUCUACUGUGCCUUAUGGAGAGGCUUUGCCGAGCACACCUGAGAUUGUCAGUUCCAGUGAUGGUCUGCUGAAUGUUCUCCCCAUGAAUCUUGCUUCAUUGAAGGAAAAGAUUCUUGAUGUAUCUGGCUCCUACAUUCCUGAUGAUGUUCCAUUGGGGGCAGAGUCUGAAACCGCUCCUGGUAAUGUAGAGGAGGGUGAUAAUAUCUCCACAAGGCACUCAUUAACCAUGCCAGAUGGCGAGGUACCAGCAAGCACACCUGAGGUUGCCAUUUCUAGUGACACUCCAGAUAAUGUUGUUUCUGUGAAUCACUCUUCAGCAGAAGAACAAAUGCCUGAUGUUGCACCAUGCAUUCCUAAUGGUAAGGUUCCUUUGUCUGAAUCCCACUUUGCUCCUAUGGAGUUACAAGAUGGCGAUAACGCUAGUGGAGAGAAUGAUGGUGUAAGUGAUAACUUCCCCAUCAGGAACUCUUUGAGCAUUCCAGAUGGGGACGUUGAAGCACGUGCACCUGCGGUAACUGCAUUUUGUGUGUUUGAUAGAGAUAUCCCAUUGUCAGAUCCUGAAUCAGCUACUAGGGAAGUACGAGAAGGUGGAAAUGCUGAGAAAGAGAAUAAUGUUGCCAUAGGAGUUGACCAGCAGGAUGGUAUGGUCUCUUCUGUCAAUCAGGAACCUCCGUUCCCAGAAGCAUCUAUGGUUGCUUCAUCUUGCAUUUCUGAUCCAUUGUCAGACCCUGAAUCUGCUACUAGGGAAAUACCAGAGGGUGGAAAUUCUGAGAGAGAGAAUAAUACCGCCAUUGGAGUUGACCAGCAGUAUGGUAUUGAUAUGGCAUGUUCUGUCAAUCAGGAACCUCAAUUCCCAAAAGCAUCCCUGACAGAUUCUUUCCAAACACAGCACGCACCUGCCUUGGCCCAGUGUAACCCAUUGCGUUUGAAUCAGGUUGAGCCUGGUGGACGUGCUCCUCCAUCUACAGGCUCUGAAUUGCAAGCUGGAGAUGCAGUAAAUAUUCAAACACAGAGUAGUUCGCGCGUAGUUGAACCAUCACCUUCUAACUCUGUUUCGAAUCAGACACUUAGUCAAAACGAUCUUGGUGCCCGUGUUACAGAGCUUGGAGCACUAGUGCAGCCAUCGAGUUCAAGAGGGUCCCCUUCAAACCUCAAUCAGUUGUAUGAACUUCAACCUAGCAAUCGUGGCCAUCUUUCGCAGGCUCCUAGACAUGUUUCAGACACAAGGACAGCAUCAACCAAUCACCCCAUACCAGCUGCACCUGCUGUAUCAUCUCAAACACCUUUGCCUUAUCAUGAUCCACUUCAAAAUGAAAUGGAAAGGAUAAACAGAGAGGCAGAGCAAACCGUUAAGAUCCAUGAAGAAACGAAGUUGCAACUGAAAUCUGAUUGCGACAAAGAAAUAGAGGAGAUUCGUAGGAAGUAUGAGAUUAAACUUCAGAAGGCAGAAACUGAAUUUCUGCUGAAAAAAACAGAGCUUGAUGCAAAUCACAAUAAAGUUCUCAUGAACAAGAUCUUGGCUGAUGCUUUCAGGCUUAAAAUUGUUGAAAGUAACUUUACAGGAACACUGCCAGAGAUGGGUUCUGAUUUCAUGCAGCUGCUGUCUCAACUAUCACCUCAGCAAAUGGGGCAAAGGCCUUCUCCUGUCCCUGGGGGCACACCUCCAGCUAGCUUGCCGGCUAUCAUCUCACCUGCAUUGAGCGUGCAAACUGCUUCCCCUCCUGUAGUAACCCCACGAGCCAUGAGCCUGUCUUUGCAGGCUGGUUACAAUCCAUCCAAAGCUUUCUCAGGCACUCCACCAAGGCCCCCUCCCCACAUCAGUUCCAUCACUCCAUCCACUGGAAACCUCCAAAUUGGUAGUGAAAUCCGUUCUCCUGCUCCACAUCUACAUCCUUUCAGACCUUCGAUGUCAAUGCCCCGUGGUAUUCUCCCAUCUCUUUCUCGGGGAGUGCCCAUACAGCAGGGACAUAGGAACUCCCUGACGCCCAGAAUGGCACCGACUGUCAGCCAACCUGGUAGAGCUCACAUCCCAGCCACAUCUGGAGGGUUGCCUAAAUUACCCAACCCUUCUGUAUUAAAUUCGAUAUUCAAUGCCACGAAUCUUUCCAUUGCAAAUCCCGAUCCCCCUAAUACCUCACCCUUGGACAUUGGUUCAAACCUUACCACACCAGUCCAGCUCCAGCCUAGCACGCCAGGUAUGCGGUCUAGCACAACACGGCCCAGUGCAGCGCCUGGCGUUGUUUAUUUAUCUGAUGAUGACUAACUAUUUUGAAAAUCUGCAUACUUAAUAGCCAUAUGUGAAGAGCCAAUUUUGUUAAACUUCUGCUGCAGAGUUCUUCAGCUUUUGUAUCAAAAAAAAAAAAAAAAAAAGUUCUUCAGCUCCAUACCUUGUGGGAGGGAAAUGCAGUAGCUGACUAUUUUGCUGAGGCUGGUCACACUUACGCGCAAGGAACUACUGUUCUUCAUUCUUUUAUAUUAGCAGACGCUAUGGCAAUUGCUUCCCCAGGAUUUAGAGCAUGGUUUCUGACUGAUGUAUUAAAAAAAAAAAAGAAGGGAGUUCUUCCACUUUUUAUUUUUUAUAGGGCUUCUGAAAUGGCUAAUGCAAGGUCAGAAAUUGUAAUUUAAGUUCGCGAGGAACCUUUGGCAUUGUGUAUAUAGUUAAAUGAUAUAUAUACUAAUCCGUAAUAAUCAUUAAUUUUUUGU